Molecule: messenger RNA, 2848 nt
Organism: Phoenix dactylifera (date palm)
Lineage: Eukaryota; Viridiplantae; Streptophyta; Magnoliopsida; Arecales; Arecaceae
Gene: OTP84
Product: Tetratricopeptide repeat (TPR)-like superfamily protein
Biological process (GO): RNA modification
Molecular function (GO): protein binding; zinc ion binding; RNA binding
Source: RefSeq, a predicted model, not a curated record
GGCAUUUACCCAAACACCAUGUCCUCCGCCAUCCCCAUCUCUCUGACCUCCCCCGCCACUCCCCCUCCCCGUCCUUCUCCCCAGACCCAGACCCCCUCCUUCCCGAAGAUCCCUCCUCCACCCCCUCCCCCUGUCCUCACCGCCGCAUCCACCGCCACUUCCCAGGCCGACCGCACCACCGCGGCCUCAUGGAUCGAGACCCUCCGCUCCCACGCCCGCUCCAACGCCUUCCGCUCCGCCCUCUCCUGUUACGUCGAUAUGACCUCCGCCGGCGUCCCCCCCGACCACUUUGCCUUCCCCGCUGCCCUAAAAGCUGCCGCCGGCCUCCACGACCUCCCCGUCGGCUGCCAGAUCCACGCCGCCGUCAUCAAAUGCGGCUACCAGUCCUCUCCCGUCACCGUCGCCAACACCCUUAUCACCAUGUAUGCCCGGUGCGGGGAUAUCUCGAGCGCCUUCAAGGUGUUCGAUAGAAUCGCCGAGAGGGACCAGGUCUCCUGGAACUCGAUGAUUGCAGCGCUCUGCAUGUUUGAAGAGUGGGAGGUCGCGCUCGAGGCCUUUCGGCUGAUGCUGGAGGAGCGCAUCGAGCCGAGCUCGUUCACUCUCGUAAGUAUCGCUCUUGCCUGCUCGAACCUGACUAGGCUCGAUGGGCUGCGGCUCGGGAAGCAACUCCAUGGAUUUGGUCUGCGAAAUGGUUUCUAUUCCGAUGGAAAGCGAUUCACCUACAAUGCUUUAAUAGGAAUGUAUGCCAAACUGGGAAGGGUUGGCGACGCCGUCGCACUUUUUGAGCGGUUCGAUGACCGCGACGUCGUCUCAUGGAAUACGAUGAUCAGUGCUCUCGUGCAGAAUGAUCGAUUUCCGGAGGCCAUGGCUGUUUUCCAUCGUAUGGUGGCCUCGGGAAUCAAACCAGAUGGAGUCACGCUUUCAAGCGUUCUCCCUGCUUGCUCCCACAUGGAUAUGUUGGACACGGGGAGGGAGAUCCAUGCAUAUGCCACAAGGAACGACAACCUGUUCGAGAAUACAUUUGUAGCCAGUGCCUUGGUUGACAUGUACUGUAAUUUUGGUCAGGUGGGGAAGGGCCGGAUAGUUUUCGAUGGGAUCGCAGAGAGGAGGCUUGGCCUUUGGAAUGCUAUGAUUUCAGGUUAUGCUCAAAAUUUGCUGGAUGACGAGGCCCUGCAGCUGUUUGUCGAGAUGGAGGUGGUUGCAGGGUUAUAUCCGAAUGAGACCACAAUGGCAAGUAUUCUUCCUGCCUGCGUGCGGUCCGAAGCAUUCCCUCGGAAGGAAGACAUACAUGGUUAUGCUGUCAAGAGAGGUAUGGAAUGCGAUAAGUUCGUGCAGAAUGCGCUGAUGGACAUGUACUCCAGAGUGGGGAAGAUGGAGGUUUCUCGAAAGAUCUUUGAUGGUAUGGAGGUGAGAGAUGUGGUAUCUUGGAACACCAUGAUAGCUGGUUACAUCAUUUGUGGUCGUUACACCGAGGCAUUUGAUCUGGUGAUUGGAAUGCAGAGUAUGAGGAAUUCAGUUGAUGAACAUAUCAAACCUAAUAAUAUCACUCUCAUGACCAUUCUGCCUGCUUGUGGUUCUCUGGCAGCAUUGGCAAAGGGGAAAGAGAUCCAUGGCUAUUCCAUUCGGCAUGCAUUAGAUUCAGAUAUUGCAGUGGGGAGUGCUUUGGUGGACAUGUAUGCAAAAAGUGGUUGCUUAAGCUGGUCGAGAGCAGUCUUCGACAGGAUGCUGAGACGCAAUGUGGUCACCUGGAACGUUCUCAUCAUGGCUUAUGGAAUGCAUGGGCUAGGACAUGAUGCGAUGAUGCUAUUUGAACAAAUGGUAGCCAAAGGGGAAGCCAAGCCCAAUGAGGUGACAUUCAUUGCUGCCCUGGCAGCUUGUAGCCAUGCAGGGAUGGUUAGCCGAGGCCUGGAGCUGUUCCAUAGGAUGAAAGAGGAUCAUGACGUCGAACCCACACCGGACCACUAUGCUAGUGUCGUCGAUUUGCUUGGUCGGUCAGGGCAAUUAGAGGAAGCAUACCAUCUCAUAACCACAAUGGAGCCCGGGCCACAGCAAGCAGGGGCAUGGACUAGCUUGUUAGGUGCCUGUCGCAUUAAGCAGAAUGUUAAACUUGGAGCAAUUGCUGCCGAGCAUCUGUUUGAACUAGAGCCAGAUGUGGCCAGUCACUACGUUCUCCUUUCCAACAUCUAUGCAGCAGCUGGGCUUUGGGAGAAGUCGUCGGAGGUGAGAAAGAAAAUGAAGCUGAUGGGGGUGAGGAAAGAACCAGGUUGCAGUUGGAUUGAAGUUGGGGACGAGGUUCAUAGAUUCAUGGCUGGGGAUUCAUUGCACCCACAAAGCCGGCAGCUCUAUUCAUUCCUUGAAACUCUCUGGGACAGAAUGAGGAAGGAAGGGUACAAACCAGACACGUCUUGUGUGCUGCAUGAUGUCGAGGAGGAGGAGAAGGAAGUCCUGCUCUGUGGCCACAGCGAGAAGUUGGCCAUAGCAUUCGGCAUACUGAACACUCCUCCAGGUUCAACUAUUAGAGUUGCCAAGAACCUGAGGGUGUGCAAUGACUGCCAUGAAGCCACCAAAUUUAUUUCAAAGCUUGUGGGAAGGCAGAUCGUUCUAAGAGAUAUGAGGAGGUUCCACCAUUUUAGAGAUGGAAUUUGUUCUUGCGGAGACUAUUGGUGACAAAGUCCCUCAAAAUUUAUUUUUUCUGCCAUGGGGAUUUAGCAUAUGAAUCUUUAUUAUUGGCAUAAGAGGAGAUCAGUGAGUGUAAAUUUCAAGUAGUUGAUGUAAUGAAGCUAUAAUCUAUAUGACUUUGCUGUGGUCAAUUUAACUACCUCACUCGUAUGUAGUGCUUUAAUUUUCA